Molecule: messenger RNA, 1632 nt
Organism: Gastrolobium bilobum
Lineage: Eukaryota; Viridiplantae; Streptophyta; Magnoliopsida; Fabales; Fabaceae
Product: paired amphipathic helix protein Sin3-like 2
Exons: 3
Coding region: 1-1518 (505 amino acids)
Biological process (GO): negative regulation of transcription by RNA polymerase II
Cellular component (GO): histone deacetylase complex; chromatin
Molecular function (GO): transcription corepressor activity
Source: RefSeq, a predicted model, not a curated record
AUGCAUACCAGGCUUAAAGAUGAACCAAAGGUUGCUCUUGGAGCUCACAACCAGCUCCUCAAGAUAAAGAAACGAUUCCAAAGUGAUGAGCAUGUUUACAAAUCGUUCUUGAACAUUUCCAAUAUGUACCGCAAAGAGCAUAAGGACAUAGGUGAAAUUUAUAGUGAGGUUGCUACCCUGUUUAAGGAUCAUCGAGAUUUGCUUGAGGAGUUCACUAGAUUCUUACCAGAUAGUUUCGCAGCACCUUCUACACAGCAUGCUCCGGAUGCUCGAAAUUCAUUGCAGCGCUUUAGUGAGCGGAGUUCUAUGGCACCCAUGAUGCGGCAAAUGCAAGUAUAUCGACGAAAGAGGCUUCCUUCUCAUGAUCGUGAGCGUGAUCUGAGUGUUGAACACCCUGAGAUGGAUGAUGACAACACAAUGAUGAACAUGCACAAGAAGCGGAGGAAACGUGAGAGUAAGGAUAUGAGGAUUAAUCGUGAUCAGGAUGAGAGAGAACCUGAUCAUAUAAAUGCUCAACAAUUUCUUGAGAAAAAGAAAUCUGUCAAGAAAGCUGAAGGUUUUGGGUUGGCUUCAGACUUUUCUUCUAAGGAAGACAAGGAUACCUUAAAGAACAUGUAUAGUCAAGCAUUCAGUUUCUUUGAGAAAGUUAAGGAGAAGUUGAACAGUGCUGAUGACUACCAAGCUUUCUUGAAGUGCCUUCAUAAUUUUUUCGUCAGUGAAAUAAUAAAAAGGAAUGAAUUGCAAAAUUUGGUAACCGAUUUACUUGGAAAGCAUCUUGAUCUUAUGGUGGAAUUCAAUGAUUUCCUGGAGUGUUUGGAAAAUAUUGAUGGGUUCCUUGCUGGUGUCAUGAGUAAAAAGUCACUAAGAUCAUCAAAGUUGGAGGACAAAGACAAAGACAAAGAGCAGAAGCGUGAGAUGGAUGGAGCUAAAGAGAAGGAAAGAUACAGGGAGAAGGAGUACAUGGGAAAAUCCAUUCAAGAACUUGACCUCAGUGACUGUAAACGUUGCACUCCCAGCUACCGGCUUCUACCUGCUGAUUAUCCAAUUCCUACAGCUAGUCAGAGAUCUGAGCUUGGUGCUCAAGUAUUGAAUGAUCACUGGGUAUCUGUGAGUUCAGGAAGUGAGGAUUACUCUUCCGAACAUAUGUGCAGGAAUCAGUACGAAGAGAGCUUGUUCAGAUGUGAAGAUGACAGAUUUGAGCUGGACAUGUUAUUAGAGUCUGUGAGUUCUGCAGCUAAACGUGCAGAGGAAUUAUAUAAUAACAUGAAUGAAAAUAAGAUCAAUAUGGAGACUCUGAACCGUAUUGAAGAUUACUUUACUGUUCAAAAUUUAAGGUGCAUUGAACGUCUAUAUGGUGACCAUGGUCUUGACGUUAUAGACAUAUUGCGUAAAAACCCAACUCGUGCGCUCCCUGUAAUAUUGACUCGACUGAAGCAGAAACAGGAGGAAUGGAGUCGGUGUCGUUCAGAUUUCAAUAAAGUUUGGGCUGAAAUUUAUUCUAAAAAUCACUUAAAGUGAAGCAGCAGAAAGAGGAUGAUAUUCUUCAGUCUACUAUUGCAGCUGGAAACAAAUUAGUUCGGUAUUCAUGUGAUAUGAGAGUAUGAAUGAGGCUGAUGGUAGAGUAACUGAGGU